Molecule: messenger RNA, 2489 nt
Organism: Neodiprion virginianus
Lineage: Eukaryota; Metazoa; Arthropoda; Insecta; Hymenoptera; Diprionidae
Product: retinal homeobox protein Rx1-like
Exons: 5
Coding region: 620-1543 (307 amino acids)
Biological process (GO): positive regulation of transcription by RNA polymerase II
Molecular function (GO): RNA polymerase II cis-regulatory region sequence-specific DNA binding; DNA-binding transcription factor activity, RNA polymerase II-specific
Source: RefSeq, a predicted model, not a curated record
AUCGCCGAGAGAAACCCGCCCACGAACGAAAACCAACGCAGAGGUUUUAAACUCAACUCGAACAUCGCCGCGUGCCACGAGUUCAAGAAACGAAGACCGCACCAACCAAGAGUGGUAGAAUCGUCGUCCUUACCGUUCUUGCGGGAGGACCUUCACCUACUUUUUAUCCAGCACGAGAUUGGAUAUGGAUUCUUAGUCCUUGAACAAAGGAUCGAAUAGUCGCAGUGUUUUUUCAAACCCAGUGAGCGAACUUGUUUACCAGUGACUUAGGAGUGGUCCAUGAUAAGUACCAACGAAAUCGCACCAAAGACAUGGUGCUGAAAUUAUGGACACACGCUGAAGCCGACUGUUACCAGUGAGACGGUAGAAAGCACGGAGUUAUAAUAUAAAAUUUUGUGCGGAGAAAGAUUUUACUUUAGUUUUCUUUUUUAUUUUUCUUUGAGUUCAAUCUCGUUCCUUCGUAGUAUCGAAGACGCUGACGAUGAUGAUGAUGAUGAUGAUUUGACGCCUAUAUCAGUAACGAGUGAGCGCUGAUGUGACGGGGUCGAGAAGAGAUCAAAAAGUGUUCAUGCCGCGCGGCUAUCACAUCUAGACUGUCAGGAGGACUGAAUUCGACGUCAUGGAUUCUCAUCAGCUUGUCGAGACCGCGUCUCAGAACAGCCAGGACAUAACGAUUCAGCAAAAACCGGCGAGCAGCACUCCGAGGCACAGCAUCGACGCCAUCCUUGGACUCGCUGGACGAAAAAGGAGCGCGCAGGAUAUGGAGGAGGGAUCGAGGGAGCACGAGACUAACGGAGAGAACAGUUGCAACUCGACGGGGGGCGGAAGCGAUGAGGAAUUGGGAACCGGAUGCGGAUCUGACGACCUAACCGGAAGCAGUGGUAAGAAGAAGCACCGUCGCAACAGAACUACCUUCACAACCUACCAGCUACACGAGCUCGAAAGAGCUUUUGAGAAGUCCCACUACCCGGACGUCUACUCGAGGGAGGACCUGGCGAUGAAGGUCAAUCUGCCAGAGGUCCGGGUCCAGGUCUGGUUUCAAAAUCGUCGAGCCAAAUGGCGACGGCAGGAGAAAAUGGAAGCCGCUAGACUCGGCCUCACUGAAUAUCAUCACGCCGCUGCCACCAUGAGAAACGUCGCCGGUUCCGGACUCGGCCUUCCGGGUGAUCCGUGGCUACCAAAUUCCCCGUGUAUCUUACCGGCGCUUCCCGGCUUCCUGGCGGCGCCUCACGCCGGUUACUCCAGCUAUUUAACAUCCCCCAGACGCCUGCCGUCACCCCCGGAAACGGGCAGCAUACUAAACACAUUCCGAGACAUGAGACCGCCGAACGGUGGCCUCUCGUCACUGGGAGGCGGUGGAGGCAGCGAUGGCGGGUCUUCGUCGUCGGUCGGAGGAGGUGGAAACGGAAGAGGAAGCGGCGAGCAGCCGGGACUUUCGGUCAGUCCAACGGGAACCGAUCAGAGGACGUCGAGUAUCCAAGCGUUGAGGAUGCGGGCCAAAGAGUACGAGGACAACAUCUCCAAGAAUCUCCAGAUGGUCUGAGAAGUGGAGACGAAGGCCCAAAGCUCUUAUUUUCGUUAAUGAAUUUCACUCACCUUCGGGCCAAAAGCGGAGGAAAAAUGGCGGUAUUAACGAGGAUGACGACGAGCGGAUGGAGAAGAAGACGGAGGAGAGUUAGUCGAUCGGAAAGUAAGAUUCUUGGGGAAAUUAAAUAAAAUGUGACCCAAUGAUGCAGGUGUUACAUCCCUUCGAGACUUUUGCUGAUUCUCCGAUCACAUUGUGUAAUUGAAUUUUCAUGGUUAAUUAUAUAUCGAUGCUGCGUGUUGUGAUUGAUUGAGACAGACAAUACGUGUGCGUGAGUAUAUGGCGGUUUUUAAGCGAUAUUUACACUUCACCGAUAGCAAGCGGGGAUCCUAGUCAACUCGUCAACUGGAGACGUAAUGAUAAAUAAUAAUCAUCGUAAUCGUAUUAUUAACAAUAUAGUGAUAACGGUAUAAAUGAUAAUAAUAAUAGUAAUAGUUACGGUAUUCGUACGUCGGUGCAGAUAAUAAUAAUACUGGCAAAAUAAGUAAGUAAGUAAAUGAAUAAAUAAAUAAGUAAAUGAGUAAUCGAGAAGAAGAGAAAUCAAACGAAACAAUAUUGAAAUAAGAAAGAAGAUUGAUUGAUUUCCGGUUGCAAUUACCAAAAGAAAAAAAAAAGUAACAAACGAAUUGCCGAAAUCGGUACCCAUUUAUUUUUCGUUCCCGUGAAAGGACAAUUUUCAAUCACGCUUAAGGGGGAUGAGAAACGUCGUUGAACCGCAAGACCGGCGAUCAAAAAUUCAGGUAUCCAUUGUGAAUUUGAGGGCGAGAUUGAAAACGUUGUAAGGAAAGAAGAAAAAGAGAAGUGUUGAAAAUUAACUACAAGUGACGCGGUAAUAUUGUAUUGAAAUUGACCUUUUUUGUAUAUACCGAGGGACUACCGGAUAAUAUUUACUCAAAUUCAGAGA